AGAGUUUGUUUGGAGCGCCCGCCCGCCCCAGCGCCAUCUCCAUGGACUGAGCGGCGGUGGCGUCGUUUCUUUUUUUUCGACCCUCACUUGUUUUAAAAAAAAUCAUAUUUGAUGUCCGUCUGAGACGUCAUUAAAAUGUCUGAAAUUGCCCGCUGCUGUGAACUGCAGGCAUUAAUGAGUUACAAUACUGUAUAAACGGGUGUUGUGAAGAAAAUAUAUAUUAAAAAAUAAUAAUUAACCUCGUGUGUAAAUCUGAAAUCGGGAACUUAACCACGGGAGAGGCAGGAAAGAGAGAGAGAGAGGCGAAAGUGAAAAAUGGGAGCAUUUUUGGAUAAACCAAAAACAGAGAAACAUAAUGCACAUGGUGCAGGAAAUGAUUUGCAUUAUGGCCUUAGCAGCAUGCAGGGUUGGAGAGUGGAGAUGGAAGAUGCUCAUACAGCUUCUGUUGGCAUUCCUCAAGGCUUGGACACGUGGUCCUUCUUUGCUGUGUAUGAUGGCCAUGCCGGCUCUCGAGUGGCAAACUACUGUUCAAAGCACUUACUUGAACACAUCACAAGUAAUGAAGACUUCAGAGGCACAAAUGUGUCUGGUUAUCCAAUUGAACCUACCAUAGAGCAUGUCAAGAGUGGUAUCAGAACUGGAUUUUUGAAAAUUGAUGAGUACAUGCGUAAUUUUUCAGAGCUGAGAAAUGGCAUGGACAGGAGUGGGUCGACAGCUGUUGCAGUGAUGAUCUCCCCGGAGCACACUUACUUUAUCAACUGUGGCGACUCGAGAGCUGUUCUGUACAGAAAUGCACAACUUUGCUUUUCAACGCAGGAUCAUAAGCCUUGCAACCCAAGGGAGAAAGAGCGAAUCCAGAAUGCAGGGGGCAGUGUAAUGAUACAGCGAGUUAAUGGGUCACUAGCUGUGUCAAGAGCGUUGGGGGAUUACGAUUACAAGUGUGUCGAUGGGAAAGGGCCUACAGAGCAGCUGGUAUCUCCAGAACCUGAAGUGUAUGAGAUUCUUAGAGCAGAAGAAGAUGAAUUUAUUAUACUGGCUUGCGAUGGCAUCUGGGAUGUGAUGUCGAAUGAGGAGCUCUGUGAGUUCGCUAGAUCUAGACUAGAGAUAACAGAUGACCUUGAAAAGAUCUGCAACUGGGUGGUGGACACCUGCUUACACAAGGGUAGUAGAGACAAUAUGAGCAUUGUGCUGGUCUGCUUCCCUAAUGCUCCCAAGGUGUCAGAAGAGGCGGUAAGAAAAGAUGCUGAACUGAAUAAAUACCUGGAGUCUCGUGUUGAAGAGAUUAUGUUGAAACCCAGUGAAGAAGGGAUGCCUGAUUUGGUUCACGUGAUGCGCACCCUCUCAAUGGAGAAUAUCCCUAAUCUUCCACCAGGAGGAGGACUUGCAAGCAAGCGCAGUGUGAUUGAAGCUGUUUAUAAUAGACUGAAUCCACACAGGGAUGAUGAUGGGAUCAGCACUCGAAUUGGGAAGGCAAAGAAGGCUUGGAGACCAUGUGCUGACAAGGGUUCCGCAGAUCUUGAAGACCCCUGGUAGUUAAAUAGGCUAGAAUCGCUAAGAAAUUCCUGGUUUGAAAUAUGGAAGAAACCUUCGUUCACACACCUUUUAUUUACUACAAGGGAAAUUAAAAAUCCAAAGGAUCUUUUAAAGUCAUUUUGUCAGAAGGGCAGGAGGAACUUGAUUGUUAGAAUUAUACACCAUUUGUUCGUUUUUUUGCGUAUUCUAAUAUUGCCACUCCUGUGCAUCUUCCUGUAAAACAGUAUUUUGUUGAUUGCCUCAGACUUACUGAUUGCAUCUGCACCCAACUUGUUGCCUAAAGGAAUGGUAAUGCUGUAGCAGAUGUGGUAAAAGUAUCUGAGGUGCAUGGAUUUCUAGUUUAAUUUGGAAGAUGCACUGAGUACUGUUAAUUUAAAUCUAACUCGCCGGACAUGAGCAUGUACAAAUUGCUGUAUAAGGCGUUACUUGAUUGCAAGGUUCAAGGUUGAGAGCUUCUGCACCUAUCUCAGGCCCAGAGGGAACAUGCAGUAAGCAGAAUGCUGUAGAAAUUUAUUUCAUGUAAUUCUUCACUUCAAUUUCUGCUGUACUACCAAAUACUCAGUUUUCUCAGCUGUCCGAUAUGCAGUAUAUGUUGUCUACUGCUUGCUUGAAGAUAACAUUGCAUUUGGCAAUAAAUAUAGCAAAUGUAUGGUAAAGUUCCCUUAUGAUUUUAAGCAUGUGUAGAUUAUAAGCUCUUGCUAAGCAGAACCUUUGGACAAAACUGAAUAGAUUAAUUUAUGCUUCUAUGUCAAUUGUCAUUUGCCUCAGACAUCCCACUCAUUAAUGCAGAAGUUGAAAAUAUCGCUAUAAAAUUUGCCUUUCUCACACAAUAUUGUAAAUUGUGAUUUUAUUCUACAUGUGGUUUUCUAUUAGUAUCAUUGAUUUGCAGCAGAAAUAAAGACACAGCCUUGUGUAAACUGGGGUAUAGUUUUGCAAAAGAAAAUUGUUUGCAUUAACAAUUAUAAAACUAGAGAUCACAUAGAUUUAUAAACGCAAUUUAAAAUAUUCUAUUGUGAAUUUAAGCUUUACAAAAUACGUUACUUAAUUUUGUUCAGUGAUUUUUUCUUUUCAUUCAUUGUGGAAUGGGCAUGGUACAGAGUGGCUGUCUUUUAAGGUACUUGAAGAUUCUUGGUUUGAUUUGUAUUUUCUGCAAUAACACAAUUUUACUGAGUACGUUUGAGCUGUGCAUGUACUAAAGUUUGGUUUAAGCUAAUGAUUGAGGGGAAGGGGAUUUGAGCAGCAUCUGAGGGCAGAGAGAGCAAUGAAUGUAUCCACUUGUACACAAAACACAUGCUAUGGAUGCCUUGUAAGAUUUAAGUGGGUCAGCUAGUCGGUUAAUGGUGUACAGUUGAGAAAUACCGUUAAUUGUGAUUGACACAUACUGAUGAGUGUUGCUGAUUGGAUUUGUAUACAAUGGAAUUCAUUUGUGAUUCUCUAACUUUGUUUUUUCUCCCCCUCAUUAAGUCCUUAUGCUGGAAAGCUGCCUGUUAUCAUAUACCCUUUGAACACUGGUGCCUACAACCAGCUGCCCCAAUCAUUUAGUUCAUUGUGUAGGUAUGAUUCUUGGCCUAGAGAGUAUGAUUAUUGCCCGUGUUUUUAUUUAUUCACUAGAUUUUAGCUACAACAAUAAAAUGUCCUGAAGAAGAUGAUGUUAACAGGUGUUUUGACCCUUUGUUGAGAUUAUGGGGUUGUUUUAGGGAUGGCGAGUGUCCAAGUGGUUUCUUACUGUCCACGGACUAUCGACUCUGGUCCUUCCCUGUACUGACUAUAGUAUAUUCCCUGUAUGAUAUUUGUGAUGUUUCAUACAAUACAGUGAUCAUAACCACCUUGUUAUCUUCAAUAAAGGAUUGCUAAAUGCAU
Messenger RNA from Amblyraja radiata (thorny skate), 3393 nucleotides. RefSeq names its product protein phosphatase, Mg2+/Mn2+ dependent, 1Ba (gene ppm1ba). The transcript has 7 exons. The record is from RefSeq and is a predicted model, not a curated record. The coding region runs from base 316 to 1533 and encodes 405 amino acids. Gene Ontology annotation, biological process: protein dephosphorylation. NCBI's taxonomy places the organism in Eukaryota, Metazoa, Chordata, Chondrichthyes, Rajiformes, Rajidae. Gene Ontology annotation, molecular function: protein serine/threonine phosphatase activity; manganese ion binding; magnesium ion binding.